GCCGCCCGUGGUUUUCACUCUUCUAAGACAGCACCAUGUGGUCUCUUGUCUCAUGAGUCCAAUAAUUUCUCUAGCAAAUGAAUUUCAAGAAGCUCUUGAAACUAUAAAUACACUUUCCUCCUUUACAACUUCACAAUUCAGCCAAGCAAACAAACAAACUUAGAUACUUUUUUCUUACAUCUGAAAAACUCGACCUAUUCUUCAAAACAUUUGAAAUGGGUUUCCGUUUACCUGCCAUUAGACGUGCUUCUUCAAAAGCUGUGAAUGUCCCAAAAGGAUAUCUUGCAGUCUAUGUUGGAGAAAAAAUGAAGCGGUUUGUGAUCCCUAUGUCUUACUUGAACCAACUGUCAUUUCAAGACUUGCUGGGUCAAGUAGAGGAAGAAUUUGGAUACGAUCAUCCGAUGGGUGGCCUCACAAUUCCUUGCACAGAAGAUGCUUUCUUGCAUAUCACUUCUCGCUUGAAUGGACUAUAAAUCCGAUCCACAACAGAAAUAGAGAGACUGACAUAGAGACAUUUUGUACAAUAGUCAUCAUUUAGAUUUGUAAAGAUUUUUUCCCCUUUCCUACCUUUGGAAAGGGAUAGAAAUUCCAUUUGAAUGAAAAAUUCAGGAACAUAUAUAUUUGUUAUUGUUUAUUUCUAAUCAAAUGACAUCAUAUA
This is a messenger RNA of Trifolium pratense (red clover), 658 nucleotides long. RefSeq names its product auxin-induced protein 15A-like. The transcript has a single exon. NCBI's taxonomy places the organism in Eukaryota, Viridiplantae, Streptophyta, Magnoliopsida, Fabales, Fabaceae. The record is from RefSeq and is a predicted model, not a curated record. Gene Ontology annotation, biological process: response to auxin. The coding region runs from base 216 to 473 and encodes 85 amino acids.